Alosa sapidissima (American shad) is the source of this 10557-nucleotide messenger RNA. It is a transcript of the gene triob, whose product is annotated as trio Rho guanine nucleotide exchange factor b. The coding region runs from base 369 to 7142 and encodes 2257 amino acids. Gene Ontology annotation, molecular function: guanyl-nucleotide exchange factor activity; protein binding. The record is from RefSeq and is a predicted model, not a curated record. Gene Ontology annotation, cellular component: cytoplasm. Lineage: Eukaryota; Metazoa; Chordata; Actinopteri; Clupeiformes; Clupeidae. The transcript is spliced from 49 exons.
GUUGCUUAUACUGAAUUUAAAUAUAGCCUACACUGUCUGUGGUGCGACUACAUUCCCCGAGGUGAAAACAUUUCGUUCACUGGGCUGUUUUGUAUGCGAUCGUAAACGUCAGGAGAGUGGUUGAGCUUCCUCGGGGUCCGUGAUGUAGGCAUAGGAUAGAACCUACGCAACACGAGCUGUAUAGGGCGCCACCGGGCGGCAUUCAGGACAAACUCACUAGUCAAGAUGGAGGGACCAUAUCUCUAUCCACUGGAGAGCGAACCUAUGCACGUCAUAGCUUGCAGUUCACUGCCAGAGGUCUCCUAUGGGAUCUGUGGAAAUCGCAAAUACGGAGCGAUGUAUAGCAAACAGCUGUGAUCUUCUUAUCAAUGGCUGCCACGAUGAAUUCUGGAUCAUUGACGGACUUGCGCGACAGGGACGGGGAUGACAGCGCUGUGUUUUACAGAUCGGGUUCCCACAGGAAGGAGCCUCUGAGGGCAGUAGAUGUGCUUCCUGUCCUGAGAGAGAAGGUGGCCUACCUGUCAGGAGGUAGAGAUCGGCGAGGGGGCCCCAUCCUCACCUUCCCGGCCCCCAGUGACCCUGAGCGCCUCAGACAGGAGGACCUACGCCCCCUACUGGAGUAUCUCUCCACUGUCCCAAGCGAGGAGGCGUGCCGGCAUGGCUUCACGGUGAUUGUGGACACGCGCAGCUCCCGGUGGGACGUGAUCAAGCCCCUGCUGAAGACCCUGCAGGACUCGUUCCCGCGCUGCAUCCACACGGCCCUCAUCAUCAAGCCCGAGAGCGUCUGGCUCAAGCACCGCAGCUCCCUCGGCAGCACCAAGUUUGAGUUCGAGACCUACAUGGUGUCUGUGGAAGAGCUGUGUGAGCUGGUGGAUCCGUCCCAGCUGACCCCAGAGCUGGGCGGCAGCCUGCUCUACGAGCACGAGGCCUGGCUGGAGCAGCGCGUGGCCUUCGAGAGCUUCAGCGGCGACGCCACCCGCGUCCUGGGCCGUCUGCAGGACGCGCUGGGCCCUCAGCGCCCUCUGGUGGCCGAGGCGGGCGGCGGCGCAGCGCGGCGCAGCAUGGACGAGCUGGCUAUGCUGCGGAGCCGCGUCACCGACGGCGAGCUGCGCGAGCUCGAGGCCGAGGGCCGGCGCCUGCUGCAGCGUCUCCACGGCAACGACCCCCACAGCCUGGCGGCCAAGGUGUCGGCGCAGGUGGAGCGCGUGCAGGACGCCAGGCUCCACGUGCAUCAGGUGUGGCAGCUGCAGAAGCACCAGGACCAGAGUCUGCAGCUGCGCAUGUAUGAGCAGGAUGUCCAACAGAUGCUAGACUGGAUUCUGCACAAUAAGACUCUGUUGCUGUCCAGCCACUCAGAGAUCGGCGCUGACCAUCAGCACGCGCUGGAGCUGCAGAGUGACCACAGCCACUUCGCCCUCAGCUGCAUGGAUGUGUAUGUGAAUGUGAGCCGUAUCAUGUCGCUGGGGAACCGUCUGCUGGAGCUGGGCCACACGUCUGCCCAGCAGAUCCAGCAGCUGUCCGGUCAGCUGGAGCAGGAGUGGAGGUCCUUUGCGGCGGCCCUGGACGAGCGCAGCUGCCUGCUGGAGGGCUCCGCAGCUUUCCACCUCCGGGCAGAGCAGUACCUGGGCAGUGUGGGUUCCUGGAGAGAGGCAUGUGGGGAGGAGAAGCUGCCCUGUGAGCUGCAGGACCUGGAAGAUGCCAUCCUACAGCACCAGAACCUCUACGAGCUGUUCAGCACGGCAUACACUAAGGUGAGCCAGGAGGGGAAAUCUCUGUUGGAGCGGCUGCAGCGUCCACUAGCUGUGGCCGGCGUUGACGCAUCGGCGCCCUCUGCCAGCAUGUCACAGACGGUGCGGGCAGUGCUGGAGGUGGUGCACGAGGUGCUCCGCCAGCAGAGGGAGCUGGAGAGCGCCUGGCAGCAGCGCAAGCUACGCCUGCACCAGCGCCUGCAGCUGUGUGUGUUCCAACAGGACGUCAAACAGGUACUGGACUGGAUUGAAGACCACGGUGAGGUGUUUCUGAGUAAGCACACAGGUGUGGGCAGGUCUCUGCAGAGAGCGCGAGCCCUACAGAAGCGCCAGCAGGACUUUGAAGAGGUGGCUCAGAACACUUUCACUAAUGCGGAGCGCCUCCUGGAGGCUGCAGAGCUGUUGGGUCAGACACGCGAGUGUGACCCACAGGAGAUCCAGCAGGCCGGCCAGCAGCUGCAGCACAGACUGCAGGAGUUCGCCCAGCGCGUGGAGCUGCGCCGCAACCUGCUGAACACCUCCGUCGCCUUCCACACACACGGCAAAGAGAUGUGGGUGUGGCUGGAGGAUGUGCAGACGGAGCUUCAGGAGGAAGUGAGGGCCGACUCAGUGGAUGCGGUGGAGGAGCUAAUCGCUCGCUGCGAACAGCUGCAGAAUAGCCGCGAGCAGGCCGCUACCACUCUCAACCAGCAGGGGGAGGACUUGCUCCAGCAGCUCAGGUCAUGUGCGGUCAGUGGGGGCAAGGCCCCCCCCAGCAGCUCGGCGGCGCAUGUGCGGAGCGUCCUGCAGCAGGUGGGCGGAGUCGAGGCGCAGGUGGAGGACCAGCUGCGGGAGAGGCGUGGCCAGCUGGAACUGCUGCUGACGCUACGCACCUUUGAGAGGGACGCUGCACAGGUGACAUCGGUCCCCCAGUCUGGAGAGGAGGGUGAGGACGAGGCCAACGUUGAGCAGCAGCUGCAGCACUUCACCGAGAACACACUGCGUCUGAAGAAGCGCUACACACACAUCACUCACCAGGGACAGCAGCUGCUGAUGCAGCUCCGAGACCUGCAGAGUACAGGUGUGGAGCUGCUGUGUGAGCGGGAGCAGGACGUUACUGGACGGGUCCAGGACCUGCUGGAAUUCCUGCAGCAGAAACAGCAGGAGCUGGACGCCAAUGCAGAGCAGCAGAGACUGCAGCUGGAGCAGACCGCUCAGCUACGCCACCUACAGGCACAGGUCAAACAGGUUCUGGGCUGGAUCAGGAAUGGGGAGUCCAUGCUAAAUGCAGCAGUGAUCAGCGCCAGCUCUUUAGAGGAGGCAGAGCAGCUGCAGAGAGAACAUGAACAGUUUCAACACUCAAUUGAGAAAACCCACCAGAUGGCGCUGCAGGUGCAGCAGCAGGCGGAGGCUCUGCUCCUGGCCGAGCACGCGGAGGCCGAGCUCAUCCGUGACUGUGCCGAGAGUGUCGCAGCCCACUGGCAGCAGCUCAUGCUCAAGAUGGAGGACCGCCUCAAACUAGUCAACGCCGCUGUCGCCUUCUACAAGACCUCCGAACAGGUGUGUGGUGUUCUGGAGAGUCUGGAGGAGGAGUACCAACACGAGGAGGAUUGGUGUGGGGGCGGGGACAAACUAGGCUCCACCUCCGAGAAUGACCAUGUGACCCCGAUGGUCAGCAAGCACCUGGAGCAGAAGGAGGCCUUCCUCAAGGCCUGCACGCUGGCCAGACGGAAUGCGGACGUCUUUCUGAAGUACCUGCAGCGCUGCAGCCUGCACCUGCCCGCUGAGCCUGGUCACUGCACCGACACCCAGCAGCAAGUCAGGACUAUCUUGAGUGAACUGCUACAAAGAGAGAACCGCGUUCUGCACUUCUGGACCUUGAGGAAGAGGAGACUGGACCAGUGCCAUCAGUAUGUGAUGUUUGAACGCACGGCUAAGCAGCUGCUGGACUGGCUUCAUGACACGGGAGAGUUCUAUCUGUCCACACACACAUCCACAGGCUCCAGUCUUCAACACACACGGCAGCUGCUAACAGAACAUGAGGAGUUUCACAUCUCAGCCAAGCAGAACCGGGAGCGCGUGGCCGUGCUGCUCCAGCUGGCCGAUGGCUUUCGAGAGAAAGGCCACGCCCACACGGCUGAGAUCCAGAAGUGGGCGGGGCUAGUGGAGCAUCGCCAUAGCGACUUCUGGCUGCGUCUGGAGAUCCAUGGAGCGGCGCUGGAGGAGUCUCUGGGCCUGUCCUCUGAGACCACCAGCAUGAGUGAAGACGUCCAGCUUGAGCUCACACCCACCAGUGCCUCAGGGUCAGAGGUCAAGUUCCGGGAGGCGGCGCAUGAGCUCAAUGAGGAGAAGCGGAAGUCGGCCCGCAGGAAAGACUUCAUUAUGGCAGAACUGCUGCAGACAGAGAAGGCCUAUGUCCGAGACCUGCGCGAGUGCAUGGACACCUACCAAUGGGAGAUGAGCUGUGGCGUAGGCGACAUCCCCCCAGGAAUCCUUAAUAAAGAGUACAUCAUAUUUGGCAACAUGCAGGACCUCUACGACUUCCACCACAAUAUUUUUUUGAAGGAGCUAGAGAAGUAUGAGCUCUUGCCAGAGGAUGUAGGCCACUGCUUUGUCACAUGGGCAGAUAAAUUCCAAAUGUACGUCCACUACUGUAAGAAUAAACCUGACUCAACACAGCUCAUAGUGGAGCAUGCUGGCACUUACUUUGAUGAGAUCCAACAGAGGCACAGACUUCCAAACUCCAUCUCCUCGUACCUGAUCAAACCCGUCCAGAGAAUCACCAAGUACCAGCUGCUCCUCAAGGACCUGCUGAGCUGCUGUGAGGAGGGCAAAGGUGAGAUCAAAGAUGGCCUGGAGGUCAUGCUCAGUGUCCCCAAAAGAGCCAAUGACGCAAUGCACCUCAGCAUGCUGGAAGGUUUCCCUGAGAGUCUGGAGUCCCAGGGGGAGCUGGUUCUGCAGGAGUCCUUCCAGGUGUGGGACCCCAAGUCUCUGAUCCGUAAGGGCCGCGACCGACACCUCUUCCUCUUCGAGAUGUCGCUCAUCUUCAGCAAGGAGGUCAAGGACUCCACAGGCAGGAGCAAGUACCACUACAAAAGCAAGCUCAUGACAAGUGAGCUUGGAGUCACUGAACACGUGGAGGGAGACGCCUGCAAAUUCGCCCUGUGGGCAGGAAGAACGCAAACCUCGGACAAAAUUGUUCUGAAGGCCAGCAGUGUUGAGAGUAAGCAGGUGUGGAUCCGGCAGGUGAGGGAGGUGAUGCAGGAGCGCACUGUUCACCUGCGGGGGGCGCUCCGCCAACCCCUGCCCAUCCCUCAAACCUCCGCCCAUGCAAGAGGCCGCAGGGAAGGAGAGGGGGUGUCCAGUGAUGGUGAUGGUCACAGCCAAUCAGAUACCUCUAUAGCCUCUGGCUCUUCCCACAGCACAGCAGAGAGUGAGCAGGUGUCGGGGGGCUGUGAGUUGGCGCUGGUGGUGCGAGACUUCUCUGCGAGCAGCGGGGGGGAGCUGACUGUGCGGCGUGGCCAGCGUCUGCAGCUGAUGGGCGGGAUGCCCGAGCGGCCCGACUGGUGCCGUGUGCGCUGCUCAGAGGGAGGGGGCACGCUGGAGGGCCUGGUGCCACGCUGCUCCCUCUACCUGCCCCUCACCCAGUGCACCGCCACCCCAGAGGACCUGCACAGCAGCAGAGACUCUCUGUCCGUCUCCAGUCCAGACGGCGGAGUUUCGGGUGGUUCCCCAGGCAACCGUCGUUCAGGCUCAUCGCUAAGGAAGUGGCUGAGCAGUCCGGUGCGGAGGCUGAGCAGCGGCCGGGCCGACGCUCAUGAGCGCAAGAGCAAGCAGAGGCGUGGGCGGGAUGGAGCGCGUUCGCCACGAGAUGCCGAGCAUGUCACCGUCACCACACCACAGGAGGACAACACAGAGGAGAGAGUCCGAGAUGAAGUUGUGUGCAGUGGUACUCUGUCGAAGUCGUCCUCCUCGGGGCUGCAGAGCUGUGGGGAGGAGGAAGGGGAGGAGGGCUCUGAGGCUGCCCCUCUACCGCCCCCUAUGGCUAUACAGCAGCACUGCCUGCUGCAGGAGGACUCGCAGGAGGACAAGAUCCCUCCGCGUCCAGCAACCAGACUCACAAACCCAGACCCCCCUACUGCAGAGGAGCUGGUCAGCGCCAUCCAGGAACUGGUGAAGAGCAGGAUGGCUCUGGAUGAGCAAGUUGAUGGCCAUAACCCUUCCUGUUACCCUGGCAACCACUCUCUCCUCUCCUCCUCUCCCCCCAUCCCAGCAACGGACGAACGCAAGACAGCCUUCCUGAAGAGACGACACUUCGUGCUCCUGGAGCUGGUGGAGACGGAGAGGGACUAUGUAAGGGACCUCAGCUCAGUGGUGGAGGGCUACAUGAGGAAGAUGAAUGAGGAUGGAGUAUCUGACGACAUGAAAGGCAAGGACAAAAUCAUCUUUGGGAACAUCCACCAGAUCUUCGACUGGCACAAAGACUACUUCCUGGCUGAGCUGGAGAGGUGCCUUGAGAAUCCUGACAGACUGGCAACCCUUUUCAUCAAACAGGAGAGGCGGCUUCAGAUGUACGUGGUUUACUGCCAGAACAAGCCCAAAUCAGAGCAUAUUGUGUCCGAAUACAUAGACACCUACUUUGAGAGCUUGCGGCAGGUGCUGGGUCAUAGGCUACGCGUUACAGACCUCCUGAUCAAACCUGUUCAGCGCAUUAUGAAGUACCAGCUCCUGCUCAAGGACUUCCUGAAGUUCUCCCAGCGGGCUGGUCUGGACUGCACUGAGCUGGAGAAAGCAGUGGAGGUCAUGUGUAUCGUCCCCAAACGAUGCAACGACAUGAUGAAUGUAGGACGCCUGCAGGGCUUUGAAGGUAAAAUCAUAGCUCAAGGCCAGCUGCUGCUGCAGGACAGCUUCCAGGUGUGCCAGGCAGAGACAGGGCCUCUCUCUCGCAUGAAGGAGCGCCGCGUCUUCCUCUUUGAGCAGAUCAUCAUCUUCAGCGAGCCCCUGGACCGGAGGAAAGGCUUCUCCACGCCCGCCUACCUCUUCAAGAACAGCAUCAAGGUGAGCGGGCUGCGUCUGGAGGAGGCCGUGAACUCUGACCCCGGCAGACUGGUGCUUUCCUCCCAGACACCAGGGGGCAGUGUGGAGCGCUUCACUCUCCAGGCGCUGAGUCCUGCUGUUGGACGAGCCUGGCGCCAUCAGAUCAACCUGAUCCUGGAGAACCAGCGCAACUUCCUCAAUGCGUUGACCUCUCCCAUUGAGUACCAGAGGAGCCAUCUGGGUGGGGCCAGCCCUGGAGCCACCAGCAGCAGUAGCAGCAGUGGUGGAGGGGCCGCCACGCGAUCCCGACCCCCCCAGCAUCCCCAACACCCUCAUCAGCCCCGCUCCCCAGCCCUGGGCAAACGCCCCCCAGACUGACAGCAGCAGUGGCCUCUCCAGCGUCUCUCUGCCCAUCAGGACCCCAUGGCCAUACUCAUGGAGGAGGAGGAGGAGGAUGAGGAAGAGGAGGUGCAGAUGGCUGGAGUCGCUGGCGUGAGCUACUGCCGGUCCCCAACAGCAUGCAGCAGUGUUGGAGCCCCCCAUCACACCCCCAGAGCCCAACCCACAGCCAGUAUCCCCAUAAGGACCAGCUGACCCAGGACAGGAUCUGGUUCAGGUUCCCGGACGGGCGCGGUCUGGACCGGGUCAGAACCAGGUCAGUUCCAGUGGCAGCUGACGUCUAGGUUCCUCCUGCAUCCCAGCAUCUAGAACCCGGCCGUCCAUCGCCGAUCACCCGGUUCUCAACAGAACGCACACCCCUAGCACAUUGCAUUCAACACCUACCUCUCAACAUCCAACGCUUAACAUGCAACGCCCAACAAACAUGCAAUAUUCAGCAUCCAGUACCUUACACACACUACCCACAGCUCAGCCCCAACACCUUGGACUCAGCUCACAACGUACAAUCUAAUGGUCCACGCAUACAGUAGCAGUAUAUCAGAAGAACAAUGUGUGAACUCUAACAACAUAGCAUGCAGUACGCAACUCCAUUUAACACUCCAUAUCCAACAUCCAACACUCCGAUUCUAAUACCCACCGGUAUCCACCCCUAUCCAAACUCCACCACGGUAUAUAUAGCAGCCCCAAAUCCAGCAAUGAAAUGCAUAUAUACAACACUAGACAUUGCAUCAGACACUCAUGGCCAUGUAGGUUGACAGGUGUUCUUGGCUUCCUGCUUGUUUUCCGUUCUGCUGUGGAAGAGGAAGUGGAUGUGGAGGUACAGUAUCAGCCAUAUUGGUGGCAGAUCUGAGCCACGUCCAGGCCGCACCUGGCCCAGACUGCCCUGCUGCGUGAGAUCCAUCCACAUCAACAGUAUCUAUUCUCUCUCUGUACUGUUCCACCUCUUUCCUGCAUGACCAAUAGCACAGGAUGAUGACUUUCUCUAACAUACACACUUAUGUCAACAUAUGUAAACACACACACACACACACACUCUCCUACACAUGCACAGAGACAUACAGAACUAUUUUUCCUCUUUUCCUCACACAUAUGUACUCAUGCAAACACACACACACACACACACACACACACACACACACACACACACACACACACACAGUGUGAUGUUCUGAGUAAACACAUUGCUGCACUAGAUGUUUCUAUCUGUGGUAAUUCUGCUGCAUGUUGCUGCUAUAACAGAGCUACACACACACACACACACACACACACACUGCAUUAGAUGGGACACUGCUGCAGCCCAGGGCUUCACCGAGCCGCAUCACCGUUCUGUCCAGACCCCAGCUGGCUGCAGCUUGUAGUUCCCUGCUUUCUACAGGACCCAGAGCAAGAGACCACGGGCCCCAGUGCUGUAUGUGAACCCUUGUGUUUUUGUGUUUGUUUUUGCUUUUUAAAGAGAUUACAUUUUCUAUGGCGAACGAAAUGGGACAAGACGUUCUACUUUCAGAAGAUUCAUAUUUUGAGAUCACGAACGAGACGGUAAAAACUUUAAACAGACUCUUUAAAGACAUUGUUGUGCAGAUGCAGUCACAGGAAAACACUAUAAAAGCAAAAUGACAAAGUUAAGUGUGUUAUCUUUAAUUGUCAAUGUUCAUUUGUGUCGUUAAGUCAUCCACCGUGCUUUUCGGAGCUCCUGCGGGUGCACUCCCUUAACCAGCCUCCUUUGGGCUGCAGUGUCCUGGGAGAAUUGGAUCUGUUUGUCUGUCUGCUUGGACAGAAGAUACAGCUCGGGACAGGGCAGCAAGAUGAGCACUGACUCUAUGCGAGCUCUGGGCCACAUGUGGCCCUGAUCUGGCGUGGAUCUGGGCAGCUGCUCAACCCUUUUAGAAGUAUGAUCACAAAUAUGCUGGCAUGGUGGUGUAACGGCAGGAUCAUCAACUGAUAACCAGUUGACCCAGGUUCAAUUGCAGAAACCUUUUGAACUGUAAAUAUGUGAUUAGAAUGUCAACAACUGAAGGUUUGAUUUGAUGAUGAAAUAAUGAACUAUGAGAUAACAAGCAGUUGUUAUCAGUACAAAACACUGAUUGGUCACACAGUUCCAUUGAAAAUAGCCUAUGGGAAACAAACCUCUAGAUACCAGCGCCUGGCCUGGGUUUAAUUUCCAAAUCCGCCGCUGUGAGUCAGUGUUGCUUUGGAUUAAAAAAGCAUCUGCUAAACACCACUACAUUUAGGCCUACAAUACUUUAUAUAGCUCAUGCCUGAAGCUCUUCUCAUGACUAUAUAGCUCAUGCCUAGCUCUUAUGACUACAGUAUGUCUGGUUCCUCCAGAUCAGGCCCAGAUCUUCUCCAGAGUCAGCAGCAGCCCUAGGGCUCACUCAGAGACGAGUGCUAAGGAAGCUCUCCAUGUGAGGCAUUUCCAGAAGACGCACGUUACAAAUGGCCUUGUUUAGUAUGUAUGUACCCGGCAGGAACGAUUCUAGUCAUGUAUUUCUCAGUUGAAUGACUUCUAAAUAUUUGUUUUCCUUCUCAAGGCAGGUUCUAGAGACUGGUGUCAUUAUACAAGGCAUGUGGUAUACAGGUCCUUCACACACAUGAUUGAUUUCCACUUAAACCAAAGCAGUCCUUCUUUCACCUGAUUAUUCCCCUGAGUCUUUGUGAUGCUUAGACUUGCUUUCUGACUGACAUGUCGCAUAUUGCAUAUCGCGUCUUUGCUUUCCUUUGCCUGUGUUGCGGUUUGAUUCGUUGGUUUCUUGUGACCAAGUGAGUGCUUCAGUUUUAAUAAUAAUGAGCUCUUCUAUUUCCUGUGUGACAACAACAAAAAAAAGAUGUGUUGUAGUGUACUAGUUUCUUGUGCAUGCUGGGUGCGUUUGCGUUAACGAGGCUGUACUUAAUGCAGGGUGGUUUUGACUCAAACCUCCUGCACACGCACACCUCUCUCCCUGUCCGCUUUGCCUUGCUUCUCCUCAUGUGUCUGUGAGUCAAAGCCUCUAGCCUGUUUUUAGGAACACAGCACUGAAGUCAUUUCAAUAAUGAGUUGAGUGUACAGUAUAUCUCUCAGACUCCUAGACCACCAUUUGCUUCUUUUUAGCCUUGGUAUCAAUACUACAUGAUUUUAGGCACUCAGAUGUAAGACAUGUAAGUUCUGUUCAGUCAUUAGAUUAAAACAAACAUUGCUGUACUUCUUGUUUAAAGGGUAAGUUUUAUUAGGUCUCAUUUGUUUUAUAAUGUAUAGUUUUUACACAGCCAAACAGGGGACUGGACAUAAUGUAUACUCAUAUUUUAUACAUGAAUUACAUUCUAAAUGUUUGUUUUGUUUGUGUGUGUAUAUUUCUGUGUACAGAAAUUAUAUCUCUGCGUAUUUAUAUUCAUGAAGAUUAAAGCAGAUGGUUCAAUGACA